AUGCCUAUUGGUGUUCCGAAAGUUCCCUUCCGAGGUCCUGGAGAGGCAAAUCCACUUUGGGUUGACGUAUACAACCGACUUUAUCGAGAAAGAUUACUUUUUUUAGGCCAAGGUAUUAAUAGCGAGAUUUCGAAUCAACUUAUUGGUCUUAUGGUAUAUCUCAGUAUCGAGGAUGAGACCAAAGAGCUGUAUUUGUUUAUAAACUCUCCUAGGGGCUGGGUAAUACCUGGGGUGGCUAUUUAUGAUACUAUGCAAUUUGUGCGACCAGAUGUCAAUACAGUAUGCAUGGGAUUAGCCGCUUCAAUGGGAUCUUUUAUCCUGGUCGGAGGAGAAAUUACCAAACGUCUAGCAUUCCCUCACGCUUGGGUAAUGAUGCAUCAACCUGCUAGUGGUUUUUAUAUGGCACAAGUAACCGAAUGUGUCGUGGAAGCGGAAGAACUGCUGAAACUGCGUGAAACCCUCACAGGGGUUUAUGUACAACGAACGGGCAAACCCUUCUGGGUUGUAUCCGAAGAUAUGGAAAGAGAUGUUUUUAUGUCAGCAACAGAAGCACAAGCUUAUGGAAUUGUUGAUCUUGUAGCGAUUCAAUGAAAAUAACAUGGAUUUCGCGCAAAUCACAGAUUUGCGAUUUUAUCUUUGAAUUGAAUAUUCUAUUAAAUUGAAUAUUCUAUUAAAUAGAAGUAAUUCAUCAUCAUUCGGUUAGGAUCAAUCUAAACCAACCCAUCAUAUUAUGUAUACGAUUCAACAUGCCAACUAUUAAACAACUUAUUAGAAAUACAAGACAGCCAAUCAGAAAUGUCACGAAAUCCCCCGCUCUUCGGGGGUGCCCUCAGCGUCGAGGAACAUGUACUAGGGUGUAUGUGCGACUCGUUUAGAUCAUGAGCUGGCACAAAAGAAAGAAAAUGACUUUUACAGUAUCAAUGAUCAGUACCGGUGAAUGGGAUAGGAUGGAAAAAGGAACUCCAUUCAUUAUUAAAAAAAAACUCUAUCAUAUCCCUCUAUUGUGUAUGAAGUUUAUGGUUUCCGUUGGUGUAAAUCCAAUCACCUGAAUUUAAGAUGAUAAGAAAUUCUCCAUUGGUAACAAAUGGUUAUCCAUUAAGAGGAGGAAAUCUUAUUUUAAAAGCAUAAAACAUAAAGAUUAGUUAGGCUCCCAAUCUGGCAAGAACGGACUAAGAGGGUCAGCUACCCAGCAAACUUUCAUAAUUAAAUACCGUUACUGUAGGUAGAUCUGAUUGUGAAAGACAUAUUACUGGAUAAUUCAUGGGUAGAGCCAAAGCGUGUGAACUAUACAAGUUCCCAAUAACAUCAAUUAGUUGAUUAAAUAUAUAUUAAAUUAAAGUCUAAAGUAAAGGCUCCGGUGUAUAGAGAAGACCUCACCGUUUAAGAAGUAACCAUAGAAACGAAGGAACCCACUAUUUCUUUUUUUAUUUCUUUUAUUUACUAUAUUUUUGAUACCUAGGAAAAUACAAUUUCUUAUUUCUUUCUUAUUUCGCAGUGAAACACCUAAAAAAAAAAAUAACAAAAUCGUGGUCGGGAAGGUUAGAGUAGCCAAAGCCAUUGGAAUUUUUAUUUUAUACAUUGGAAAAAUCCGUUUUGUUAUUAAUAGACUAGGAAGGGGGAAAAGAAUAACUGAAAGAAAGGUAAUCAAUUAGUUAUUCGUCAAAGUUUCAUUUAUUCAAUGACCAGAAUUAAACGGGGAUAUAUAGCUCGGAGACGUAGAACAAAAAUUCGUUUAUUUGCAUCAAGCUUUCGAGGGGCUCAUUCAAGGCUUACUAGAACUAUUAAUCAACAGAAAAUAAGAGCUUUAGUUUCGGCUGAUCGGGAUAGGGGUAGGAAAAAGAGAGAUUUUCGUCGUUUGUGGAUCACUCGGAUAAACGCAGCAAUUCGCAAAGGGGGAGUCUCCCAUAGUUAUAGUAAAUUAAUACACAAUCUGUACAAUAGACGGUUGCUUCUUAACCGUAAAAUACUUGCACAAAUAGCUAUAUCAAAUAGGAAUUGUCUUUAUAUGAUUUUGAACAAAAUCAACCCGGAGUCUUUACCGGAGUCUUUACCGGAGGCUUUAAAAACUCCCUAGGCUCUCCUGAGAAUAAAUGGAGGUUUCUUCUACCGGACGAGUUAGAAAUUAGUAUGAGAAAAUAUGCUAAAGUAGUCAAAAUGAAUGAACACGUUCAAUUCAAUAAAAACAAAUUUCGUUUUUUCCGAUUCAUUUGUUUCUUACGACACGAUACUCAAAUCUAGAUUUGAGUGAAUCUAGAUUUGAGUAAUUAUGAUUCAAGUAAAGAAAAAGUAAGCCUAUUUAUUUCGGGCUUUAAAACCAGUAGUUCUAGCGGUCAACUCGGUUCUUUCAAAUUGUUUCUCAUUAUUGAGAAAAGGUAACAAAGAUAAAAUACGGGCUUGUUUUAUAGCAAGAGUAAUUAAUCGUUGUUGUUUCAAGGUCAAUCUAUUCACGCGUCUUGAUAAUAUUUUUCCUUGUUCACUAAUAAAUCGACUAAUUAAACUCAUGUUUCUAUAAUCAAUUCGAUCCCCCGAUUGAAUCGGGGGCAAACGCCUACGAAAAGAUCGCUUGAAUUUAAGAAAAGGUCGCUUGAAUUUAUCCAUGGUUUGUUUGUUUAAUUUAUUCCUUAUCCCUAAAAUCCUAUUUCUUAAUUCUAAUUCAUUUUAAAUCCACCCAAAAUAAAAUAGGAUUUUUGAAAAAUAGGAUUUGUUUAGUUUCUAUUUAAAUAUGUUAUAUAUAAUGUCAUUUUUUCCCCUUCCUUGAAAGGGUAAGGCACAGGUACUUGGUUCGCUCUAUUUUUUUAUCUCCCCAUGAAUCGUAUGUUUGUAACAAUAGGGACAGAAUUUUUUCAAUUCUAAUCGAUUAGGCGUAUUGUGCCGGUUCUUUUGAGUACUAUAUCUGGAAAUACCUCUUGAUACCUUAUCAACACUGUUUCGGACACAACUAGUACAUUCCAAAAUCACCGUUACUCGGACAUCUUUCCCCUUGGCCAUGAACCUCCUUUGGAUUUUUGAUU
Molecule: messenger RNA, 3011 nt
Organism: Capsicum annuum
Lineage: Eukaryota; Viridiplantae; Streptophyta; Magnoliopsida; Solanales; Solanaceae
Product: ATP-dependent Clp protease proteolytic subunit
Exons: 3
Coding region: 1-591 (196 amino acids)
Biological process (GO): protein quality control for misfolded or incompletely synthesized proteins
Cellular component (GO): endopeptidase Clp complex
Molecular function (GO): ATP-dependent peptidase activity; serine-type endopeptidase activity; ATPase binding
Source: RefSeq, a predicted model, not a curated record